AUGGACUCCCCACAAGGCACCCGCUACUUCGACGCCAAUCUGGACGAUGGGGCCGAGGAGACCAUUCUCCCAGGUCAGAACGUGGCUAGAACUCACCUCCGCUUCGACGACCCAGAGAACCCGGAACCGCGCAACACGCAAGGGCAAACCCGUGACACUCGUGGCAAAGGCCCUGGCUGGGGUAGACGCAAGGGCCGUGGCAUCGAGAAGGUGCGUGAGCGCGAAACCAAACCCAUGAUGCAAGCAAAGUACGCGAUGUUGGAAGUAAAGUACGAGGUGGAGAAACGGAACUCCAACCUCCGCAUCGCCGACCAGAGAGAGACAAUCGCCACCCUCGAAAACGACAAGGAUCGACUCCAAGAACAGAACGCGGCGCGACAGGCUCUGGUCGCUGAGUUGGAAACGAAGAUCGCCGAGCUAGAGAAGAAACUCGUCAAGACGAACAAGACCGUCGAGCAGCACAAGAGACUCGUCGCACAGCAGGAGAAGGCCCUGGCGGGCAUGGCGAUGAAGCUUGGUCUCGGUGAUGCCGACACAAUGGACGUUGGUGCCAAGAUUGAGCGCGAUUGA
Cladophialophora yegresii CBS 114405 is the source of this 570-nucleotide messenger RNA. RefSeq lists its product as uncharacterized. The coding region runs from base 1 to 570 and encodes 189 amino acids. The record is from RefSeq and is a predicted model, not a curated record. NCBI's taxonomy places the organism in Eukaryota, Fungi, Ascomycota, Eurotiomycetes, Chaetothyriales, Herpotrichiellaceae. The transcript has a single exon.